This is a messenger RNA of Colletotrichum destructivum, 1809 nucleotides long. Its product is annotated as Putative WD40/YVTN repeat-like-containing domain superfamily. The transcript is spliced from 5 exons. Lineage: Eukaryota; Fungi; Ascomycota; Sordariomycetes; Glomerellales; Glomerellaceae. Gene Ontology annotation, molecular function: protein binding. Gene Ontology annotation, cellular component: GID complex. Gene Ontology annotation, biological process: proteasome-mediated ubiquitin-dependent protein catabolic process. The record is from RefSeq and is a predicted model, not a curated record. The coding region runs from base 1 to 1809 and encodes 602 amino acids.
AUGAUUUCAGACGGCGAUGCAGUUGCUUCGAAUGGGACGUCGAGGACGUACCCCAACGGCGCGAGGGCCGAGGCGCCCGUCACCUCCUCGGCGACCAACGGUGCUCGCAAGGCCGCCGUCGCCGCCGCCCCGAACGGCUCUUCCUAUGCCGAGAAGGAAGCCCAGCCACCCGUCCCGUCGACCUACUUCGGCCACGAUCGAGAGGAGGUCACGCGGAUACUCAUACAAGCGCUGUCCGAUAUGGGAUACCAUGGAGCCGCUGAGAGCGUCAGCAGGGACAGCGGCUUCGAGCUGGAGAGCCCCACCGUCGCCGCUUUCCGCAGCGCCGUGGUCGGCGGCGAAUGGGGUGAGGCUGAGGAGCUCCUCGUUGGAGCCGUCAUGUCUGGCGACCGAAGUCAGCAAGGAAACGGCCUGGUGUUGGCACCCGGAUCCGACCGAAACGUCAUGCGUUUUUGGCUACGCCAACAAAAGUUCCUCGAGCUGUUGGAGAAGCGUGACACCAGCCGGGCCCUGAUGGUGCUGCGGACCGAACUGACGCCGCUCUACCAGGAUACCCAGAAGCUUCACUUCCUCUCCAGCCUUCUCAUGUGCCAGUCUACCGAGGAUUUGAAGGCCAAGGCCGAAUGGGACGGAGCCCACGGUCAGUCAAGAAAGGUUCUCCUAUCGGAGCUGUCAAAAUGCAUAUCACCCUCAGUCAUGCUGCCGGAGAAUAGGCUUGCCGUGCUCCUACAACAGGUGAAGCAAAGUCAGAUAGACAGCUGCCUCUUCCACACGACGGCGUCAUCGCCGUCGUUGUACUCGGAUCACUACUGCGAACGGAGUCAUUUUCCCACAGAAAUUGCGCUGGAGCUCACAGACUUGGCUGGCGAGGUCUGGCAGGUGGUGUUUUCGCAUGACGGACAGCGUCUCGCUGCCUGCGGAGAUGGCGAGGCCGUUGUCAUUUGGGAUCUGCCCUCAUUCACCGUAUCUCAAGUCCUGCGGCCGCAUGCCUUGGGUGUCGGUGGUUUGUCAUGGAGCCCUGAUGACUCGAUGAUUGUAACAUGCUCGCAGGAUAAAUACGCGCGGCUUUGGGAUACAUCGACUGGAGAGAUGAUCUUAAAGCUUGAGAGAUUUGACGAGCCGGCCAGCGGCUGUGUCUGGGCGGCGGAUAGCAAGACAUUCAUCACUGGAUCUCUGGAUAAGGACCACGGCCUGCGCACCUGGAGCACAUCCGGAGAGAUGCUGUGCGAAUGGGGCAAGAAACAUAGGGUGCAAGACAUCUGUGGUUCGCCGGACGGCCAUUGGCUCGUGGCAGUCGAUGAUGCGCAGAAGAUACACGUGUACAACGCCUUCACACGCGAACUGGAGUACGAAAUGGAGGUCAAGUCUCGGCCGACGUGCGUGAGCAUCAGCGAGGACUCGCGCCAUUUGCUGCUCAACAAGAAGGACGGAGAGCUGCAACUGAUUGAUCUGGUAAACCGGACUUCGGUACAAAAGUUCCUUGGUCACACAGGAGGCGACUUCAUAAUCCGCAGCGCCUUUGGAGGUGCUAACGAAAGCUUCGUCGUGAGCGGCAGUGAAGACGGGAACAUUCUCAUCUGGCACAAGAACAGUGGUGCCGCGGUAGAGAGGCUCGAAGGUCACCAGCCCCGGACCAACGCCGUCGCCUGGAACCCCGCAGACCCAUGCAUAUUGGCAUCGUGUGGUGACGACGGCAAGGUCAAGAUUUGGUCGAACAAGAGCAGAAGUGCGGCGCUGAGAUCAUUACAUAACGGUGCCCCCCGAGGGUCCAACGGCUGGAAUGCAGAGGAGCGCGCUGCAGACGAAUAG